UGGUUGGUCCAAUAUAUUCAAAUUUACUUUCACCAAAAAACAUUACAAGUAUUCAAUUUUAUUAUUGGUACUGUAUUAUUUUUCAAUUUUCAUUUUUAAUUUAAUGAACUCGAACCUCACCUCUGUCGUCUUCCUCACUCUGAAAAAAGUAACAACAACCACCACCGUUACCGCCGCAAUCACCUCCUCAAACACACCGUCGUUUUAACAAGCUAUCAAGAUCCACCGCGGAAAUCGAUUUAUUCCUACUCUUUGAAGAAUCACGUUCUCAUCUUCAUCGCGCUCGCUCAAUUUUGGUACCUUCUUUCCUCCAAUUCAAAUUCGCGUUGCGAUUUCGAGUGGAAUUCGUCAAUUGUUUCAUCUGCUGCUUUAGUUUCCAGUCAAUCGGUGAUUAACAGAGUGAAUUGCUGCUGUUUUUUAUUUGCUGGUGCAAGGGUUUCUGCUUACAUCUCGGUGCUCGAGUUUUUCUGUAGCUUGUUGACGCCUAAAUCAGACGAUUCGUUACAGCAGUUAUAGCGAUUUGUGUUAGAAUUAGGGUUUUCGGCAGGGUUUUAUAAGGUUUAUAUGGGAAAGGUAGAAUUAGCCUGGUUUAGUUGCUUUGAAUUUGAUCCAACUGAAAUUAGGGUAUUGCUUUGAUGAUAGUAGAUUGAGGAUGGUGAGGCUUUUAGGGUUUGCUCGUGGUUAUGCAGAUGAACCCCGGGAAAUUGAGUCAAAGUCAAACCUGAACAGUGACUCUAGUGAAAAUGGAUGGCUUAUUAGAUUCUUUGAUUCUUCAUUUUUCUGUGAAUGGAUUGCGGUUAGCUACUUGUACAAGCAUGAUCAUGCUGGAGUGCGUGAUUAUCUUUGUAAUAGAAUGUACACUCUUCCCUUGCAAGGGCUUGAGAGUUAUUUGUUUCAAAUAUGUUACAUGAUGAUACACAAGCCUAGUCCAUCGUUGGAUAAGUUUGUGAUAGAUAUGUGCUCAAAGUCGCUUAAGAUUGCUUUGAAGGUGCAUUGGUUCUUAAUGGCAGAGUUGGAGGACAAUGAUGAUAAUGAUGGGAUUAGUAAUAUUCAGGAGAAGUGUCAGACUGCAGCCACCUUGAUGGGUGAGUGGCCGCCUCUGAUACGGCCUCAGACUGAACCUCCGAGUCCUGGAGGUAAAAGCCAAGUUUUGAAUAGGUUACUUUCCUCUAAAAAUCGUUUGUUGUCAUUAACAACCUCACCACCUAAGUCUUUGUCAUUUUCAUCUUCACCGGCAAAUAAUUUGCAAGAGGAUGGUAAUCCGCUGUCUCCUGAGGAGAACAGGAUAUUUAAGAAGUUUAUGCCAAGUCCAAAGUUUAGAGAUGCUUUGCUUUUUAGAAAGUCAGCCGACAAAGAUGACGGUGAUUCUGAAAAGGAUGGGUUUUUCAAAAGGCUUUUAAGAGAUAGCAAAGGUGAUGAUGAGCUUGGCCAAAAAAUUCGUGAUGCAUUUCAUUUUCGGAAGUCGUCCGAGAAAGAUGCCUUGGACUCCGAAAAGGACAGUUUCUUUAAAAGGUUCUUAAGAGACAGUAGGGACAGUACUAGAGGUGAUGAUGAAGAAUCUGAAAAGGAUGGUUUCUUUCAAAGGAUCUUAAGGGACAGUAGAAGCGAAGACGAAGAUGUGACCUCAAGUUCAGAAGGAUUUUUUAAGAAGUUGUUUCGGGAUAAUAAAAGUGAUUCUGAGGACAGAACAGAUACAAAAUCAGUGGAUGAUGAAGAGAAAGAUGGACUUUUCCGUAAGUUUUUCCGGGAGAAAUUCGAAGAUAGGAAGGAUGGGCGUGAUAGAAAUGACAGUAAAAAUGUUGUUAUUUCUGAAGAGAAAUGUCCAAAACCCGAAGAAGAGGAUGAAAAAGAUGGGUUUUUCCGGAAAUUCUUCAAGGAUAAAUUUGAGGACAAGAAAGACACAAAAGAUAAAAUUGAAGAAGGAACUGCCAAUGGUGAGGAAGACGAGCCUUCUGAGCUUUCCUUGUUCAAAAGAUUAUUCCGUGUGCAUCCUGAAGAUGACAAAAGCAGUCCACCCAAUGAAAAUAGCAACAAUGGGGGCUUAUCUCAAAGUAGUCCAGGUACAGAGAAUUUUUUCCGCAAAUUGUUCAAAGAUCGUGAUCGUUCAAUUGAAGAUUCAGAGCUAUUGGGAUCAAAGAGACAGAAAGAGAAGCAUCCUGGGUCCCCAAUGCCACAAAGUGAAAAAUCGAGCACAAAGCCCCCAUUACCGGUUAAUCCAUCUCAGUUCCGGAGAGGGGCAUACCAUGACUCGUUGGAGUUUGUGCAGUCACUAUGCGACACAUCAUAUGGGUUAGUGGAUGUUUUUCCAAUUGAAGAUCGCAAGAGUGCUCUUCAUGAGUCGCUUAGAGAGAUCAACGUGCAUGUAGCAAAGGUUCAGAACACUGGAGGAGUAUGUUUUCCACUGGGAAAAGGCAUGUAUCGCGUGCUUCAUAUGCCAGUAGAUGAAGCUAUUCUCUUGAAUUCUAGGGAGAAGGCACCUUACAUGAUCUGCAUUGAAGUUUUGAAAUGUGAAAUGCCAAGUAAUUUCAAGGAAACAUCCAGCUCUCAGAAGCUUUCUCAAGGUGGAAUUCCUUUGGCAAAUGGAGAUGCUUUCUUGCAAAAACCACCCCCUUGGGCUUAUCCAUUAUGGACAGCACAAGAGGUGUACCGUAAUAGCAAUGAUAGAAUGUCCAGAUCGACUGCUCAAGCAAUUGACCAGGCAAUGACUCAUGUAUCUGAGCCAAAAUUUGUUAGCCUGAUUCUUUCGGUGGAAACACGGUAUAAUGGUCAGGCAGGGAAGACUUAUAGAGAGGGUGCACAUGGAGCAGCAGGAGCAGAACAUGACAGUGAUCUGGAAUGGGUACAAGUAGUGUUGACAGCUGAUCCUGGGGUUAGAUUGGAAGAUAUUGAGGAUCAAGCACCGCCUCGGAAAAAGGAACAUCGCCGUGUUCCAAGUACAGUGGCAAUAGAAGAAGUAAAGGCUGCAGCAGCAAAAGGGGAAGCGCCUCUUGGACUCCCUUUGAAAGGUGCUGGCCAAGACUCAUCAGAUGCACAACCGAGGGCCAAUGGAAUUACCCCCAAAGCCAGUGAUGCCUUGUCUGGUGAACUUUGGGAGGCAAAGAAAGAUAGGGUACGCAAGGCUUCGAUAUACGGGAAGUUACCUAGUUGGGAUUUGCGAUCGGUUAUUGUAAAGAGUGGAGAUGAUUGCAGGCAGGAGCAUCUGGCUGUUCAACUAAUUUCUCACUUCUAUGAUAUUUUCCAAGAAGCUGGUCUACCGCUUUGGCUGCGCCCUUAUGAAGUUUUGUGUACUUCUUCUUAUACAGCUCUCAUUGAAACAAUUCCAGAUACGGCUUCUCUACACUCGAUCAAAAGUAGAUAUCCCAACAUCUCAAGUUUACGUGAAUUCUUCGAUGCUAAAUAUCAAGAAAAUUCUCCAAGUUUUAAACUUGCCCAGAGGAACUUUGUUGAGAGCAUGGCUGGAUAUUCGCUGGUGUGCUACUUUCUACAGGUGAAGGAUAGGCAUAACGGGAACCUUCUAUUGGACGAAGAGGGUCAUAUCAUUCAUAUUGAUUUUGGCUUCAUGCUUUCCAAUUCACCUGGUGGGGUUAAUUUUGAAAGUGCACCUUUUAAAUUAACACGCGAGCUUCUUGAGGUCAUGGAUUCUGAUGCCGAGGGUCUGCCAAGCGAGUUCUUUGAUUAUUUUAAGGUUUUAUGCAUUCAAGGCUUCCUCACUUGCCGCAAGCAUGCCGAGCGCAUUAUUCUUCUUGUUGAGAUGUUGCAGGAUUCAGGGUUCCCAUGCUUUAAAGGUGGUAUACGGACGAUACAGAACUUACGAAAGCGAUUCCAUCUCAGUUUAACAGAAGAGCAAUGUGUCUCCUUGGUGCUUUCUCUAAUUAGCAGUAGCCUCGAUGCAUGGAGAACACGGCAGUAUGAUUAUUAUCAGAGGGUUUUGAAUGGAAUAUUGUGAGAUAAUUUGUCAUUGGUUAUAAUUUGGUUGUUCAUUUUGACCAAAGCUUGCCCGGUGGAUGCUCAUCAAUUAGCAUUACAUUUAGAGGUCACUAGUGGAAGUGGUUGGUUCACUAUGGAAUGGCUUUAAGUUUUGAGGGAGGAAAGGAUUAAUAGGUGGUGGUAUGCUGCCUCAUUUUCUCCCGGUUCAAAGAAGACACUAACUUGCCAAAAACUUCAACAUAGACCAUGUUAAAUUUAAUGAAGCCUGGUCUUUUUUAUUUCCUCCUUCGCUCCAUGUUAAUGGAACUCUGCUGCUUGAAGAAGUUGCAUUAGCCUCCUAAAUGCCGAUAAUGCAGUGUACAGUGAUUUUUAGUGUGACAGAUCACAUUUAAAUUGAAUGUCAGAGAAGGGCUUUGGGUAAACUGACUGUUUCGUCUACAGUCUUGUGGUGUGCUGUAAGUGUUGAACAGAUACUGACCUUUUACAAUUUGAACGGCCAUGUGAAGCGGGUCUUGGGCAGACCAUAAUGUUGGCCAACCGCUCUCUGUAAUGUAUCCUUGAUCUCAGCUGUUCAAGGGGGGCUAUCUUCCAGAGUCGAUUUUUCAAUACUUUACUAUGGAGAAUUGUGACCAAAUUCUUCAUUGAUGUUUGAUUGUAACCUGUGUAAUUGAUCCUGUUUAUUUUCAUGGUGAAAUUUGUUUCACCUUCAUAUUGUCAUGUAAAAUAGUUAAGGUUUGAUGGCAUUGUUUCUGUAUCACAGUUUUACUUUAGCUGUUGAA
This is a messenger RNA of Lathyrus oleraceus (garden pea), 4706 nucleotides long. Its product is annotated as phosphatidylinositol 4-kinase beta 1. The record is from RefSeq and is a predicted model, not a curated record. Gene Ontology annotation, molecular function: 1-phosphatidylinositol 4-kinase activity. Lineage: Eukaryota; Viridiplantae; Streptophyta; Magnoliopsida; Fabales; Fabaceae. Bases 653 to 3946 code for a protein of 1097 amino acids. Gene Ontology annotation, biological process: phosphatidylinositol-mediated signaling; phosphatidylinositol phosphate biosynthetic process. Gene Ontology annotation, cellular component: membrane; cytoplasm. The transcript is spliced from 16 exons.